CAGGGAGCCAACCAUAUGAUAUUAGGUCGAGUAAAAUCAAUUUUCAAGGGGAAUAUACGGUCCAUGAGAGGAACAUGUAAUAUAAAUACACUGAUUUGCACUAGAUUAUCCUAUCUUCCCCCUCUCAAUGCUGGUCAUCAGGUUCGUGGCUAUCUUUCUCGUCGUUCGAUCCGACGCCGUAACGGUGGUGAUCCAUUCGAACCGUUUCUUCCAGAAUGCCCAUCGCUCCUUUGACCAACCUUCGGGUCC
Messenger RNA from Aspergillus pseudotamarii, 249 nucleotides. RefSeq lists its product as uncharacterized. NCBI's taxonomy places the organism in Eukaryota, Fungi, Ascomycota, Eurotiomycetes, Eurotiales, Aspergillaceae. Bases 16 to 234 code for a protein of 72 amino acids. The record is from RefSeq and is a predicted model, not a curated record. The transcript has a single exon.